GCUAGUGCAAAAAUGAUCAUAAUAAACCAGUAAUGAACGAAGAAAACAUGGAAUCUAACGGUCAAUUAGCAAACAACACUAAAAACGCAGAUGAAGAAAAAACACCAGAAAAAAUAACCAUAACUAUAGACCAAACGGAUGGCGGGAAAACUGACAGCAACGGAAUAAAACCUCUAGAGGUAACAAUCCAAAAUGGCGGAGAAAAAGGAGAUUCGAAAGACUUGUUGGGAGUUCCAAGGAAUGGACACCGCAUGUCCUUUAUGGAAGAGGAGAGUGCGAAAGAGAGGAUGCGGCUGUCCCUUCUGAAGCAAUGUUCCGGGAUACUGAGACAAGGAGACCAGAAGUACAAUAAGGAGUCUCUGCACAAAGCUUUUCAGGAUGAGGACCUGCUGGAGCGCGUGUUUCGCCUCUUCGACACGGAACGACAGGAUGAGUUGGUACAGGCCGACUGGAUAGAAUUCCUGAAGGCAAGACUCACUGAAGAGAAGCAGCUGGAGUUGAUAGAACACAUCGAAAGCGUUGCUUACUUGACGUGCGGCAGCGAACACAUAGAUCUCGACACCUUCCAGCUGAUCCUGAGGAACAGACUGGUGACUGCCCGACUCUUCAAGGUGGUGGAUACAGAUGGUGACGGCUACGCGACCGUCGACGAUAUCAUGGAGUUCCUGUCCACAGUAUCUAGUACACGACCUCGCGUCGGGUUUGAUCGGCACAGCGUGGACCAACUUGAGCAGCUAUUCCGGCAGACGGUGGGGGACCAGAAGGAGAUCACCAGAGAACAGUUUGAGAAGAUAUUGGUCUCGAAAAACCCCUUCUUCACGGAGCGCGUGUUCCAAAUCUUCGACGAGGACGACUCCGGCGCGAUAUCGCUCCAGGAGUUCAUCGCGGCCGUGCACCGCUUCGCGGGCCAGUCGCACGAGGACAAGAUCCGGUUCCUCUUCAAAGUCUACGACCAGGAUGGUGAUGGUCUUAUCCAGCACCGGGAGCUGCAGCAUGUGAUGCGGGCGUGCAUGGAGGAGAACGGGAUGUCGUUUAGCGAACAACAGUUGUUGGAACUGACGACGGCCAUGUUUGAGGACGCAGACACCGAACGGAGAGGUGCCAUCACGUAUGAGGCGCUGCGGAGACAGCUGGACCGACACGGAGGGUUGCUGCAUAAUCUGUCUAUUAGCAUCGAUCGUUGGCUACUUCCGGCCACACAGCCUCAGCCCACGUCUCUACGCCACCGACUCUCUUCUCUCAAGCCGUACCAGCUCUCUCUCCCUUACUUCAAGAACAACUAUGUUUUCAUCAUCUUUACUGGCUUGUUCUUCCUAGUGAACAUUGGGCUGUUCGUCGCUAGGAUUGUGGAGUACCAGGGGUCGAAUUGUUUUGUUAUUAUGGCUAGAGCUUGUGGUCAGUGCCUAAACUUCAACUGCGCCUGGGUGCUUGUGCUGAUGCUGCGACUGUGUAUCACGCAGCUGCGCGUGCGCGGCGCCAGCAGUUUCCUGCCGCUCGAUCAUCACAUCUACUUGCACAAGCUCACCGGCGUGCUGAUAGCCAUCUACAGCAUCGUACAUACUGUCAUGCACAUCUGUAAUUUCAGUUUGAUAGUAGUGAAUGACCCAAAACUCAACGCCGCUAACUUUUCGACUUGGGAGUGGUUGCUCACAGAGCGCCCGCACCUUUUCGGACUGGUACAAGGCUGUGCCAAUCCUACUGGUUUCGCGCUGGUGGUUAUCCUUGCAGUCAUGUGUGUCUGCAGCCAACCCUUCAUUCGCCGAGGGGGCAGCUUUGAGAUCUUCUACUGGACGCAUCUCUUAUACGUGCCGUUUUGGCUACUGCUUCUGUUCCACGCGCCUAACUUCUGGAAGUGGUUCGCGCUGCCGGGCACGCUGUAUAUUGCCGAGAGAAUCAUCCGGCUCGCUGCAAUGAGGUCUAACCACGGCAAGACAUAUAUCUCUUCAGGAAUCCUGCUGCCUUCACGUGUGACGCAUUUGGUGGUGCGUCGGCCACCUGUCUUCGAUUUUCACGCGGGUGACUACGUGUUUGUGAACAUACCGGCUAUAGCGCGGUACGAGUGGCAUCCUUUCACUAUCAGCAGCGCUCCUGAUCAAGAAGAUUACAUAUGGCUGCAUAUUCGUGGCGUUGGUCAGUGGACCAACACGUUGUACGAAUAUUUCGAAAAAGAACACGCUAGGCUGCAUGCUGGAGAAGUACCCGCUGAGCAUGAGAAAGUAACCAGAACGGGUUCUAAUCAAAGUAACAAGAGUAAGCGCAAAGGCUCCUCUGGAGACGGCAAGAAGCGCUCAGUUGACUUUUCGCCAGAAGUGAAAGAGUACAACAACGAGGGUUUCACUUUAGACGAGGACAGGGAAAUGGAUUUUAAAGCAUUGUCGCCUUCUUCCAAUGGCCGACCAACGCUUCUCACACUAACUCCAAUGAAGCACUUGGAGAAAUCUCGCUCCAUGCCCGAUGUCCAUAACAAAGACAAGAAUAAACAAAGGCUCUUGGCAUUGCAGGACUACCCCCGCUCCGAGUCGGAGCGGAGCUUCGACGUCGGGUCCAUGGCCAGCGCGCGCCGCGCCGCGCUCGGGCUCGCUUACAAAAGUCCGCAGAAUCGGGCGCUGGCUCAUAGCUUCAGGUACAUGCGCAUAAAGCCGACGAUCAUCGCAUUCAAGACGCCGAGCCUGGAGAGCUGUGAACAGCGCCGUCGCUCCAAUGAGAGCAUCCUCACCGUCGCUCGACGGCGGUUAUCCAAGAGUCUGUCUCCAGACAAGGAUCUGGAGAAUCCACCCGCCAUCACCGUGCAAAGCCCCAGCGAGGCCUCCACCACUGAGCCGUUCGCCAACUAUCCUGUAGGGAAGCCGCUCGAGAUAUAUCUCGAUGGGCCGUAUGGAGCAGCAUCCUCGCACAUCUUCCGUGCAGAGCACGCUGCGCUCAUCGCUGCGGGCAUCGGAGUCACUCCCUUUGCAUCUAUUUUACAGGCAAUUAUGUACCGGUACUGGAACUCGCGAAACGUUUGUCCCCGCUGCGAUCACAAGUGGGUUUCGAACAUCGCGCAGAACAACAUGAAUCUCAGAAAGGUGGAUUUCUUCUGGAUAAACCGGGAGCAGCGCUCCUUCGAGUGGUUUGUGUCCCUCCUGUCGCAACUUGAGAUCGAGCAGGCAGAGAGCGGCGCGCGCUUCCUUGAGAUGCACAUGUACAUCACCAGCGCGCUGCAGAGGAGUGACAUGAAGGCUGUAGGGCUUCAGCUAGCGCUAGACUUACUUCAUGAAAAGGAGAAACGUGACCUGAUCACAGGGCUGAAGACCCGCACGAACGCGGGCCGCCCCAACUGGGACAAGGUGUUCCAGCAACUACAGGAACAGAGGAAAGGGAAGGUGACGGUGUUCUACUGCGGGCCGCCGCAGCUCGCGCGCAUCUUGCGCGUGAAGUGUGACCAGUUCGGCUUCAGCUUCAGGAAGGAGGUCUUUUAAGCACAAUUUACCCCUCAGAGGCAUUCUAACUUUAAAAGCCUGAUUUUGA
Messenger RNA from Cydia fagiglandana, 3507 nucleotides. RefSeq names its product NADPH oxidase 5 (gene Nox). Gene Ontology annotation, biological process: defense response; superoxide anion generation. Gene Ontology annotation, molecular function: superoxide-generating NAD(P)H oxidase activity; calcium ion binding. The record is from RefSeq and is a predicted model, not a curated record. Lineage: Eukaryota; Metazoa; Arthropoda; Insecta; Lepidoptera; Tortricidae. The transcript has 23 exons. Gene Ontology annotation, cellular component: NADPH oxidase complex; plasma membrane. The coding region runs from base 33 to 3458 and encodes 1141 amino acids.